AUGUCUUAUAGAAAAUCAGAACGAGAAAAAUUAUUAAAAAAAAUCGCUGAGAAACGAGCAGCAAUGGAAAAUUGUGAUGUUAAAGUUAAAGUACCCAAAUUUAGUUUACCUCCAGAAUACACCAUUCAAUCUAAUCCUUUAUUUCAACUUCCACGGGAACUUGUUAAACCUACAUUAGCUUCCGGUUAUCCGGGGUAUAAAAGGAAAUUAGCUAUCUCUCAAAAGAAAGCCACUGCACAGAAAGCAAUGUUAGCAUCUUAUACUUAUCAACGGCAACGCAGAGAAGAAUUUCGUAAACGUUUAGUAAAUUUAAUCUGUUCAGAAGAAAAGGAAGAUGAUCUAGAUGAUAUUUCAAAUGCUGAGGAUAAGGAACUGUUGAGAUAUUAUAAUUAUAUAAGACACGGUGUUGAUACUAUCCACGUGUCUCCAAUGGAUCAAAAAGUUUUAGAUGAAUUUCGUGAAAUUUUAUCGACUGCUAUUGAAGAAACGAAAGAAGAUUUUACGAUGGUUAUUAAAAAAGCGAUCGUAGAUUUUGCACUAAAAGAUCCCGCGCUUGUAGAAGAUCAAUCGACGGAAUUUGAUUCGGCUGAAAGGCGAGAAUUAGCUGGACUAAAAUUGACGUGGGAAACGACAGUGGCUGAUAUGCGACCUAAACUAGAAAUGAUUCUUCAUUACGAAAAUAAAGGAUUUGAAGUAUCAUUAACAAAAAGGGACGAUAUAAUUGAUUUUGAACCACCAUUUCAAAGUUUUAGAACAAAUCUUUGCCAAAUUUUAGAUGAUAUGGUUGAAGCUGUUAAAACAAUUCCUAGAUUAGAAAGCCAAUUGUAUUUGGAUUAUCAAUUUGAAAUUCCAGUGAUUUCGGAAAGUAUCGUACAAGGUUAUCGACAACAAAUUCAAGAUUUACUCGAAGAUCAAAGAAUAGGUCCAGAACUUCGCGUUCAAGAUUUUGAUAAAUACAUGUCUCUUUUAAACGGCGACGCAAACAUUAAUAUUAUUCAGUUCAUGUCCGACAAUCAUCCAUUCGAAGAUUAUUGUGAUCAAGUUAUAUAUUUUGAAGAUAUGGAACAAAACCUUCCCGAGUAUGUCGAACAUAUUGUUACUAUUGGAAUGUACGAUAUGAUACGAGAUGAUUUCAUCAAAACCUUGGUAAUUUCAGCUGGAAAUUUUAAAGAUAUAUUAAUACAAGCACUAAUAAAGGAAUAUCAAACUAUAUGUAGAAAGUUGGGACUUGAAUACGAAACUAUUGCAAACAGACUAUUAACUGUGCCACAAACCACCGAAGAACUUAUGGAUUUAAUAGCUUAUGCAAACAACGUAGAGACGGUUAAGUUAUAUCAAAUGGAAGAUCGUUUAAGAAUUAUCUUGAGAUACAUGAUAUUUUUAUGCGAUCACAUACCAUAUAGUUCUGCUGAAAUAAAACAGAACAACAUAACUUUCUGCUGGUAUCUUCGAAUGCCGAAAAUCAUGGAUGAACACCGGGAAAUGGUAGAAGUAAAAACGGUGGAGUUUCAGGAACUUCUUACCGUACGCAUUCAGAAAUUCCGAGAUGAUCUUGCAAUAUAUGCGAAAAUGGUCGAUGAAUUGCAAUAUAACGGCGAUAUCGAUGAGUUACCUAAAUACUACAAAAAAGCUAAUCAACUAGAUGCAAAAUUGGUGUCUGCUAUGGAAAAAAUAGAUCAAUUUAAUCAAGAAGAGACUGCUUUUAAUUAUGAAACCACACAAUAUCCAGAAAGAAAAGUAAUUCACGACAAUUUAACCCCUUUCAAAAAACUAUACGAUAACGCAACAGAAUUCAUAUCAAAACAUGAUAAGUGGAUGAACUCAAAAGUUGGUACCUUCCCACCUGAUGAUAUUGACACUGAUACUCAAACUCUUUAUCGAAAUAUUUAUAAAUUGGAGAAGACGUUUAGUGAUAAACCGGAUACGGAACAUUUAGCCCAAACUGUUCGCGAAAAAAUUGAAGGUUUCAAGGAGCACAUGCCAGUAAUUCAAACGCUUGGAAAUCCCGGAUUGAAAGAACGUCAUUGGGAACAAAUUUCUGAGAUCGUUGGAUUUCCAAUCAAACCAGAUGCCGAUUUAACACUCGCUAAAAUUAUUGACUAUGGUUUAGAUGAUUACAUUAGUAUGUUUGAAAGUAUUUCCGAAGCUGCUUCUAAAGAAAAUAAUUUGGAGAAGAAUUUGGCGAAAAUGAAAGCCGAAUGGGAUGGAGUUGAAUUUAGUGUUUUAGUUUAUAAGGAUACAGGAACAUAUAUUAUAUCAUCUGUCGAUGAAAUCCAAGUACAACUCGAUGAUCACAUCAUUAAAACACAAACAAUUAAAGGUUCACCUUAUAUUAAACCGUUUGAAAAAGAGACUUUAGAAUGGGAAGCAAAAUUGCAACUUCUACAAGAAAUCAUCGAUCAAUGGCUAAAAGUUCAGUCCACUUGGAUGUAUUUAGAACCCAUCUUUUCUUCGCCAGACAUUCAACAGCAAAUGCCUGAAGAAGGGCGAAGAUUUACAGUAGUUGAUAAGAUUUGGAGAGAAGUGAUGAAAACCGUGUACGCUGAACCAACAGUAUUAUCGGUAACUUUAAUUGAUAAACUUCUCGAACGGAUGAAGAAGAGCAACAAUUUAUUAGACCUGAUCCAAAAAGGGUUAAACGAUUACUUAGAAAAGAAGCGGUUGUAUUUUCCGAGAUUCUUCUUCCUCUCCAACGAUGAAUUAUUGGAGAUCUUAUCAGAAACAAAAGAUCCCACAAGAGUGCAACCUCAUUUGAAGAAAUGCUUUGAAGGUAUAGCCAAACUAACUUUUACUGAAGAUUUAGAUGUUACUCAUAUGAGAUCUAGUGAAGGAGAAUACGUUCCAUUAGUUGAUGUGAUCCAAACUUCUUUAGCAAGGGGACAAGUUGAAAAAUGGCUUUUAGACCUUGAAAAAGAUAUGAAAAAAUCUGUUUACCAAGCUGUAGCUGGUGCUGUAGCAGAUUAUCCGACGAAAGACAGAGACGUGUGGGUGUUAAUUUGGCCUGGUCAAGUAGUUCAAUCGAUAGCUAUGAACUAUUGGACCGUAGAAGUCCACGAAGCGAUACUUGUAUCAUUAGAAGAGAUGUCUAAUUAUCUGAAACAUUGUAACAUGCAAAUUAUGAAAAUAGUCGAUUUGGUUAGAGGAAAACUCAGCCUACAAAAUCGUAUUACAUUAGGAGCAUUGGUCGUGCUUGACGUUCACGCUAGGGAUGUGCUAACAGAAAUUAUAGGCCUUAAAGUGGUUAGUAUUAGUGAUUUUAACUGGUUGUGUCAAUUAAGAUAUUACUGGGAGAACAAGCAACUCCUUACCAAAAUGAUUAAUUCAACAUUACCGUAUGGAUAUGAAUACUUAGGAAAUGUG
Molecule: messenger RNA, 3360 nt
Organism: Onthophagus taurus
Lineage: Eukaryota; Metazoa; Arthropoda; Insecta; Coleoptera; Scarabaeidae
Source: RefSeq, a predicted model, not a curated record